GGUUCUCUGUCUAAAUGUAGUUUAUGUGAAAAUACUGAGCUUUAUAAAUACAUAGCAUAUAGCAUUUAAGUAUUGACCAAAAGCAUAUAAAAUUAGCAUCUGGACAAAUGAAAAUUCCAAAAAUUAUGUCUAGAAAAGAGUAAUACAUUUUAUUUUCCACUGACAAGUUGUCACAGGAUGGAAUGCCAUGGGUGGGUCUUUUGUUCUGUAGAAGUAAAGCGUUUAAAGAUCAGUUUUUUUAAAGAUCGGAUGAUAUUGAUGUCUGCAUUUAUUUUUGUGCUAAGGCCUAAACAAUGUGUUUAGCAUAUUUUCUGUUUUAUUUCAAUAACAGCCCAAUUUUGCUAUUGUUAUCCAUCGCAUUUCUCAGAAAGAUUUGUGAGGUUUGCAUUCUCCGUCUGAACCAGCUCACCCGGUGUGAGGACAGACACGCAGCAAUUCACACCUGAAGGUACGCUGGAUGCCGGGCUCCCUGGCGCGCUCCCAGGAAUCCUCAGAAUGCAAGGUUUCUCUCAAAGGCGUCUUGCAUCAGCCUGUGGGUGAAUGCCGCCACCGGGCUCCUCCACCGGCUCAGUGGAAAAAGGAGCGUCUCACAACAAACCCUCCUUUUGGGGCCGGGGAGCGCAGUGGACUCCAGCUCGUUUUCUUCCUUCCACAGCUGUGCACGCCUGGAGGAGCGAAGAUCUACAACUGGUCUGGGGUUCGGUGUUCUAGAAAGUUCCGAGGGCUGUGGCUUGAAGCAGAGAAGCUGCGAUAAUUGAAGAGAAACAGAGGCCAGCUGCCCUGAGAGAAUGCUCUGCACCUGUUGAUGCUCCAGGUCCGACGCACCUGCUGAGAUGCUCCUGAUCCACGGAGGGGCCCUGCUGCUGCCCCUGCUGCUGAUCGUCUGGAGUCCAGCACACGCUCAGGUUAACCCAGACAUAUGCCGCUACCCCCUGGGCAUGUCAGGAGGCCGCAUUCCAGAUGAGGACAUCACCGCUUCCAGCCAGUGGUCAGAAUCCACAGCUGCCAAAUAUGGAAGGCUGGACUCGGAGGAAGGGGACGGGGCCUGGUGUCCCAAGAUUCCCGUGGAGCCAGGUGACCUGAAGGAGUUUCUGCAGGUUGACCUGCACACCCUCCACUUCAUCACCCUGGUGGGGACCCAGGGCCGCCAUGCGGGGGGCCAUGGCAUUGAGUUCGCCCCCAUGUACAAGAUCACCUACAGUCGGGACGGCACGCGCUGGAUCUCCUGGCGGAACCGGCACGGGAGACAGGUGCUGGAUGGGAACAGUAACCCCUAUGACAUUUUCCUCAAGGACCUGGAGCCGCCCAUCGUGGCCAGAUUCGUCCGCUUCAUCCCGGUCACUGACCACUCCAUGAACGUGUGCAUGAGGGUGGAGCUGUACGGCUGCGUCUGGCUGGAUGGCUUGGUGUCGUACAGUGCUCCCGCCGGACAGCAGUUUGUGCUCCCCGGGGGUUCCGUCGUUUACCUGAACGAUUCUGUCUACGAUGGAGCCGUUGGGUACAGCAGCAUGACCGAAGGGCUGGGCCAGUUGACAGACGGGGUGUCCGGCCUGGACGACUUCACCCAGACCCACGAAUACCACGUGUGGCCCGGCUACGACUACGUGGGCUGGAGGAACGAAAGCACCACCAACGGUUACAUCGAGAUUCUGUUUGAGUUCGACCGCGUCAGGAAUUUCACCACCAUGAAGGUUCACUGCAACAACAUGUUCGCCAAAGGGGUGAAGAUUUUUAAGGGGGUGCAGUGCUACUUCCGCUCUGAGGCCAACGAGUGGGAGCCUAACGCUGUGUCCUUCCCGCUGGUCCUGGAUGAUGUCAACCCCAGCGCCCGCUUCGUCACCGUGCCCCUCCACCACCGCAUGGCCAGCGCCAUCAAGUGCCAGUACCACUUCGCUGACACCUGGAUGAUGUUUAGUGAGAUCACCUUCCAAUCAGACGCGGCCAUGUACAACAACUCCGGAGCCCUGCCCCCGCCGCCUGUGGCACCCACCACCUACGAUCCAAUGCUGAAAGUUGACGACAGCAACACCAGGAUCCUGAUUGGCUGCUUGGUGGCCAUUAUCUUCAUCCUGCUAGCCAUCAUCGUCAUCAUCCUCUGGCGGCAGUUCUGGCAGAAGAUGCUGGAGAAGGCCUCCCGGAGGAUGCUGGACGACGAAAUGACGGUCAGCCUGUCGCUGCCCAGCGAGUCCAGCAUGUUCAACAACAACCGCUCCUCCUCGCCCAGCGAGCAGGAGUCCAACUCCACCUACGACCGCAUCUUCCCGCUGCGCCCGGACUACCAGGAGCCGUCGCGGCUGAUCCGCAAACUGCCCGAGUUCGCUCCGGGGGAGGAGGAGCCAGGCUGCAGUGGCAUCGUGAAACCUGCCCAGCCCAGCGGGCCUGAGGGCGUGCCCCACUAUGCAGAGGCUGACAUCGUGAACCUCCAGGGUGUGACAGGGGGCAACACCUACUCAGUGCCCGCCGUCACCAUGGACCUGCUCUCCGGAAAAGACGUGGCGGUGGAAGAGUUCCCCCGGAAACUCUUAACUUUCAAGGAGAAGCUGGGAGAAGGCCAGUUUGGGGAGGUUCAUCUCUGUGAAGUGGAGGGAAUGGAGAAAUUCAAAGACAAAGAUUUCGCCCUGGACGUCAGCGCCAAGCAGCCCGUGCUGGUGGCCGUGAAGAUGCUCCGAGCAGACGCCAAUAAGAACGCCAGGAACGACUUUCUGAAGGAGAUAAAGAUCAUGGCGCGCCUGAAGGACGCGAACAUCAUCCGGCUGCUGGCCGUGUGCAUCGCCGACGACCCGCUGUGCAUGAUCACCGAGUACAUGGAGAACGGCGACCUCAACCAGUUCCUGUCGCGCCACGAGCCCCCCAGCGCGCCCGCGGGCAGCGUGCCCACCGUCAGCUAUGCCAACCUGAAGUUCAUGGCUACGCAGAUAGCCUCCGGCAUGAAGUACCUUUCCUCCCUCAACUUCGUGCACCGAGACCUGGCCACGCGCAACUGCCUGGUGGGCAAGGACUACACCAUCAAGAUCGCCGACUUCGGCAUGAGCCGCAACCUGUACAGCGGCGACUACUACCGCAUCCAGGGCCGCGCCGUGCUGCCCAUCCGCUGGAUGUCGUGGGAGAGCAUCCUGCUGGGCAAGUUUACUACAGCGAGCGACGUGUGGGCCUUCGGGGUGACCCUGUGGGAGACUUUCACCUUUUGCCAAGAGCAGCCCUACUCCCAGCUGUCAGAUGAGCAGGUCAUCGAGAAUACCGGCGAGUUCUUCCGAGACCAGGGGAGGCAGACCUACCUCCCCCAGCCGGCCAUUUGCCCCGAUUCUGUGUACAAGCUGAUGCUGAGCUGCUGGAGGAGAGACACCAAGCACCGGCCCUCGUUCCAGGAAAUUCACCUUCUGCUCCUUCAACAGGGUGACGAGUGACGGUCCCCGCGGAGGCGCCGCCCUCCUCGCCAGGCCUGCCACUCACCCACGAAGCCACUCCGUCUGGACGUCGAAUGAGCUGAGGGACAGGCUCGUUUGCUUCUCUCUCUCUCUCUCUCACUCGUCUCCCUCCACUGCACUCCCCACUCUCUACCCCCGACCCAUAUAUACAUUUUUUUACAUUAAAGAACUAAAAAAGAAAAAAAAAGCCUAGGGCAGAUAAGGUCUAGUAAAGAUGUCUUACCUGAUACAGCAAAGUGCUGGAUAGCAGAGGCUAGAUAAUUUAGAUAAUUUAUAAAGGGUAAAUACGCUUGUGUUGAUACAUGUGCAGAUUCUACCAUGUUUUUUCCAUGUCACUGUUAAAAGAAUAGUUUCAGAAAGAAAAACUUGAAGAAUGCUGACGUCUUAGCAGACGUGAUUGGGCUUCGAGAAAACCGCACUUGUUAAGUGUGGAGACUGAUGACACGGCUUCCUAAGUGACCACAGGUGCUUCUGUUUCCUGAUGUGGCCUCUGGACUGUCCCAUAGUCUGCGUUUCCCUUCCCUGUUGAAGGAGAAGAGACACGCUUGGAAGCCCCCAGCUUCUUGGAGUGGGUGUUUUCUUCAUUCGCGGCGGGUCGGGGUGGAGGUCUGUGUGCCAGGAAAUACAGAGGGAAGCAUGUCUGCUGCAAGGUUGUAGGAAGGGAACAGUCAUUUGCAAAACAAAACAAAACAACAGAAACGUACUGGCGCAGGCAAGGUUUCUUAGAUGGAGCGGCCACAAGCAGUGGCCCGUGGAGGACAGGUGACAGGAGUGCCCCUCAUAUCUGCAGAGGCCCCCCUCGCCCCCCUUGUCUGGGUCAGACCCCUUCAGGUGUGUUACUGAGAGCGUGGUUUUGAAGCUGUGUGGACGGGUGUUUGAUAGCUUGAUCCUAGGCCCUCUGGUUCUUCAGAUCUUCGGCUCUUUGAGUGGAUGAGUCCCCUUGGCGACCUGUGGGCUGGGGCUGAAUCUCAGGCGAGCACAGCAGCGACUGAUCUAUUGUUUCUGCAGGGCUGAGGGGACCAGUGCAGGAGGGGGCGUCACGGGGAGACCGAUUUCCUCUCCUUGUUAGAGGAGAUGGUACAAGAUGAGUGGGCUUUGUCUGGAGGUGGGGUCCCUUGUCACCGAAGAGGCUCAGAUUCAGGCUGAAGAACUGGGGAAGGGAGACGGAGGCUCCGAGACACAGAAGUGGCGUGAGAUGGGCCGGAUGUCCUACCGCACAGGACGAGCAUGACAGAGAAGACACCCAGACAACACACUCGUCCUCGGAGAGGUUCUGACCAGCAGAGAAGAAGGCGUAAGGCUGUGGCCCUGAUGCACUGCCAGCUCAGAGUCCCCUCAGAACUGGCUGUGUCUGAGCCUUCGCAUUCCACGAAUCCUGACUUGGUGGGAAGCAGGAAGGAGGAAAGGGGAGACCUUGGUUCCCGCUGGGGAGAAACAAGGAAAGAUUGUGGAGUGAGCCCCAUCAGAGGAAGAGUCUCGACCCCUUGGGCCCGCGGUGCUGCUCUCACGUGGCCCGUCACAGCCUCUCAGGAACCUGUGUGUCCCCCUGUUCAGCCUCAGCGUGCUCCUGGCCACAGCAGGAGCCCAAACCUCACGGCCCAAGGUCACUUUUCAGGUCAGCGUCCUCCUCAACAAGUGCCCGGCCCAUCGUGUGCCAUGACCCUGGACUAACCUUGGUGACGUCACUGGGUGGCAGUCAGGACAGCCUCGCUUUGGGAGCUUGAUCCCAGCUCUGCUUCAAACCAAGUGUGUCCCAUGGACAAGUCAUGGUGCCUUCUGGACAUCGCUGUCCUUAUCGGUAGAGUGCGGACAUGGUAGAUGGCCCAGAAGUCUCCUUCAGUUCUGGUACGUUCCAUGGUCGCUGGGUGAUUGGAUCUACAGCUGAUGCGGACUCAGUGACCUGAUCGUCUGUCUCCAGCUCUGAGAAUAGUGGUUGGUGAAGGUCGGCAGGAAGUCACCAUGACAGAAACAGUGUCCCGUCACGUGCGCACUGCUUCCAGCCCCUUGUCACAUUGGACGUGUGCAGGGCCAGACGUGAUCUCUUACACCUGCGACCUGCCACCCUCUGCUUUCAAGAUCAGUGUUAACUUCAGGUGUUAGAGCUCUGCAGAGAAGCAGAGCCAACGGGUGUAUGUCAUGGCUGACUUAGUACAAGGAAUUGGCUCCAUAGCAAUCAUGAGCUGAGCAGCAGACCCAGGAGGGCUGGUGCUGGUGUCGCUGUGAAAGCCGGGGGUCAGCGGGGAUGUGUCGGCGCCCCUGUCCGCCAGAGCGAACCCCCUUCCUCCUGCUCUUCCAUUCGGACCGGAUGCUGCCUGCCCACACUGGGCAGGCCCCUCUGCCUUCCUCUACCGGUUCAAACGCUCAUCUUGUCUGCAAUCACCUCCAGACACACCAGGAAUAAUGUGUAAUCUGGGCGCCGCGUGUCCCAGUCAAGUGGACAUAGGAAGUUCACCAUCACGUUCCACUAGAAUUAAAGGGCCUCAGACUGUUGUCCUGUGUCCACCUCUCUGCAGGGCCACGUCCUGACCAUGCCAUCACUUCUUCCGUGGCAAGAGAAAAUAAUACGGUUUCCCCUUCGUUGCUCUAACACUGCUCCACUCCUUUUUACCAUCCUGCCUUGAUACACUGCAUUUCUCAAUUCCACAGACAAUAAUGCUAUUUAAUGUGAACUCUGUGUGCCUGGAGUUCCCUAGCCUUGAGUCAGAGAGGUUACCUGUUUCAGGCGGCUGGCAAAAGCGGUCUGUCACGCAGUUACCGUUUUCUGGGAGGAGGGAGGCGCCAUCUUCUGGCAUGGAGACCUUGUGUUGUAGACGCGGUUUCACCUCCAGCCUGGUCCUGCCCACAGCAUCUAUAGCACAAGCGUAAGGGACCCAGCCGGGGGCACGGCCUAGCGAGUAGAAUUUAAAAGUAGCUCGAAUCCAACUGAGAAGAACGAAGCGAGGAACUAGUUACAAAAGGAGGUAGGAAAGGGAUGAGAGGCUGGGGCCUGGUUCCCUUUGUGGUAAGCUGUGCUCUUCACUACGGAGGUGAAGUGCUUCGUGUUCACAUUGUGGUUUGGGGUAGGCAGGUUUAAGUUCCGACGCCUGCUGGCUGAGGUGCCGAGAGCCAGGCCCUAAACUUGACGUGCUGUCCAGAUGUGUGUGCUCAGAAAAGGUCUGAGUGGAAAGCGGCCCAAGGGAAGGGGCUCUUGGCGCUGUGUUGAGGUCACUUGUGAGGGCGUGAGGCUGUGACAGAGCUGCAGGGAGUGGGGUAACGGACAGUGAGGAACGGCUGUGGUGGCCGGCUGGGAAGAAGGCCAUAGGAGAGGCAGUGGGGAGCACACGGGAAGGCCUGGGGCAUCGGGGAGGCAAGACAGAAAGGGGGGUUGUGCCGAGUCCAUUCUGAGAUGGGGCAGGAAAAAGUACGUGUCUUGAAGGUAAAGGAUGGAUCUGUAUGGAGAAAGAAGUCCUGGGUGAUGGAGAUUAAAAAGUAUUUGUUAAGAUGAGAAGCCUGGGGCAGGGCAGGAAAGAGAGGGGAGCUUCUCCGAGUUUAAGAAAGGGGGGCUCAUUGUGCACAAGCACCCCCACGGAGGGAGGAAGUGGGAGACGGGGAGUCUGAGCGCCUGUGUCCUGGACCACUGGGCUUUAAUGGUGCCCGGAGGGCUCGAGUGCCCGCACUGGGCUUGGAAACGAAGCCUUGGACACGGGGACCCACGCUGGUUCACUAAGCACGUGUCCCCUUCUCUCGCUCCUGUUAAUGGAAUCAGUGCUGUGCCCAGGAAGGUCACAGGGCACGGAAGCAGUGGGCUUGAGCAGACGACCACACCUUGUCUGAUGGCCGCACAGAGGAGUGAGCCUGCUGGGGCCAGCCAGGCGUCCCACAGGAAGCCGCGAUGCGGGGCUGGGAUACGUGCUCCGAGUGAAGAAGAGAAGGGGAGUGUCAGGAAGGAGACAGCGAUGAAGACGUUCCGAGGAAAUCAUCCAAAACAGCACCUGUCUUGCCCCAAACUAUAAAAAAUGAAGAAGAUUACAGUUGAGGCUUAGGUCACUCCCAAAACAUGGCGGUUCCGUCUUUGACCCUAGGGUGACGUUACAGGCUUUCUCUCAGCUUUCCCUGGACCGCUGGCCUCGGGCCUGCGCAUGGCAGGUCCCUGGAUGUUUCUGGAGGUUGUGGAUCCUGGUCCAUGCUGGGAAAUCCUUUUGAAUUGAAACUUAACAUUUUAUAGAAGCAGAGAAUGUCUUUCCCACUUGGUAACUGUCUUGGAGUGCAGAACUGGCUGGAAAAAGGCUGGGAUGGGUGGCAGGGACUGGAUGUGUGGCAUUUUGGGUUUUCUGCCACAGCGCUUCCUGGCAGACACAGCGCUUCCAGGUGGGCAAUUGUUGAGUUGUGCAUCCUUUUUUAAACUUGUUAUUUUGAAAUACUGUGAGACUUAUGAGAAGGUGGCCUUACCCUAACAGCAGGCCUAAGGAAGGAUUUGCAGAGACCAGAGAGAUGGCACGGUGGAAUAAGGUAAUCGCUUUGGGUGAAAGCUUUUUUCUUGAAAAAGAGGCUUGGCACUAACGCCAGUGGGGAGGACGACUACAGACACAUCGAGUUUGUAACCUAGCUGCCAACUGUAUGCCCUCUGCUGUGCAUGGGACCCACUCCUCUCCCGCGGCCGCUGACUUUGCGGUAACGUGGAGCUGCUUCCUGGGCUCCGCUCUGCAGGCUCUCCGGCCCAGAAUGUGUCUUGUCAAGGGGUAAAGAGCAAACUGAUUUCAUUCCUGCUUAAAACUAUCGCAGUCAUUCCAAAAUAGAAUACGUAAAAUUUCUCUGUAUUAGGAAAAGAAACGAGAUACCAAUUGUAUAUUUUCUUUUCUUUAUUUAUUCUCUGUAAGUCUGUCAGAUGAUAAAUUGUAAAUAACAACGAUUAAAGAAAUAUGCUACUGA
Molecule: messenger RNA, 8333 nt
Organism: Hipposideros armiger (great roundleaf bat)
Lineage: Eukaryota; Metazoa; Chordata; Mammalia; Chiroptera; Hipposideridae
Gene: DDR2
Product: discoidin domain receptor tyrosine kinase 2
Exons: 19
Coding region: 834-3404 (856 amino acids)
Biological process (GO): protein phosphorylation; positive regulation of neuron projection development; multicellular organism development
Cellular component (GO): signaling receptor complex; plasma membrane
Molecular function (GO): ATP binding; collagen binding; protein tyrosine kinase collagen receptor activity
Source: RefSeq, a predicted model, not a curated record